Messenger RNA from Andrographis paniculata, 1067 nucleotides. RefSeq names its product cell division topological specificity factor homolog, chloroplastic-like. The record is from RefSeq and is a predicted model, not a curated record. NCBI's taxonomy places the organism in Eukaryota, Viridiplantae, Streptophyta, Magnoliopsida, Lamiales, Acanthaceae. The transcript is spliced from 2 exons. Gene Ontology annotation, biological process: chloroplast fission; cell division; regulation of division septum assembly. Bases 204 to 854 code for a protein of 216 amino acids.
UAAAAGAACCGAGAGCGAAAUGGGCGAGCGAUUCGAACUGCUGUUUGUAUAUAUUAACUUGAAAACGACGUCGUUCGGAGGUACCAGUCAACCUCAGUUGCUGAGCUGAUACUAUACUGCUCGCAAAACCCUAGCAAAUUGAAGGUCAAUUGAACAGAUAGAUCCAAGUACAGGGAUUUCAAGCAUAAUUUUGGUUUGUACAAAUGGCUACAUCUGGGGAUUUUAUGCUUUCAGCGGUUCUGAAUCCAUACAAAGUUGCUCCGAUUCGCGCUGCAACACAAGUUCCUCCAUCUAAGGUAGAUUUCAGUGUGUUUGCUAACGGGACUUCGAGUAUUUCCAAAUCAGUACGCUAUUGUCAUAUCAGUCGGUGUCACUCAGACAGGGCUCUCGGAAAUCUCGAAGGGUAUAAGCUGUCGCAAGACACGGAGACCUUCCUCCACAAUACGAUCAAUAUGAGCUUCUUCGAGCGCCUAAACUUGGCAUGGAAGAUCAUAUUUCCCUCACCAUCGGAGAGAAGAAACUCCAAUGCGAGUGUCGCGAAGCAGCGCCUGAGAAUGAUUCUGUUCUCCGAUCGAUGCGCAGUCAGCGAGGAGGCGAAGCAGAAGAUAGUGACGAACGUGGUGAAGGUGCUCUCCGAUUUUGUCGAGAUCGAGUCUCGUGACAAAGUUCAGCUCAGCGUCUCGACUGAUCCCGGCCUCGGCACAAUUUAUUCUGUGACUGUGCCGGUGCGACGCGUGAGAUCUGAAUACCAAGCUGAGAAUGACGGGGCGACUAUAGUGAAUGUCGAGUACAAGGACACGGGGAAAACGAGCGGCUGCGUCGACGUGAAAUUCGAUUUCUAUAUCCCACAGUGAGUAAUCGAGAGAGAAAGAAACAGUUUUGUGGCUGCCAUGGGAAUAUUUGGUUUGCUUGAGGAGUUCUAUGAUGAAACUUGAGAGGCUGAAAUUUGUACAUAUUUUUCAUAUUUCUUUUGGGUUGUCUAAGAAAAAAGAUUGUCUGAAGUAGACUUAAAUGAACGUUCGAACUGUCUGGGUUUUGAAAUGGAAUCGAAAUAUCGAAUUAUUUUA